GCAGAAACUUUCCCGAUGUCUUCCGACGAUGUCCAGAUUUUUGUGCCAAUGUCGCAAAAAAACAGCAACGGCCUCCCUGGGACAGCCACCAACGACCUGAAGACACCGAAUGAGGGAGCCGUGUUAAGUUUUCAUAACAUCCGCUAUCGAGUAAAAGUCAAGAGUGGCUUUCUGCUGUGUCGAAAAACAGUCGAGAAGGAAAUCCUGUCAGACAUCAAUGGGAUCAUGAAGCCUGGCCUCAAUGCCAUCCUGGGACCCACAGGUGGAGGCAAAUCUUCGUUGUUGGAUGUCUUGGCUGCCAGGAAAGAUCCACACGGGUUGACUGGAGAUGUUUUGAUAAACGGAGCACCACAGCCUGCCAAUUUCAAGUGUAAUUCGGGUUAUGUGGUACAAGAUGACGUCGUGAUGGGCACUCUGACGGUGAGAGAAAACUUGCAGUUCUCCGCAGCGCUUCGGCUUCCAACCACUAUGUUGAACCAUGAAAAAAAUGAACGGAUUAACAAGGUCAUUCAGGAGCUGGGUCUGGAAAAAGUGGCAGAUUCCAAGGUUGGCACUCAGUUUGUCCGUGGGGUGUCUGGAGGGGAGAGGAAAAGGACCAGUAUAGGAAUGGAGCUCAUUACUGAUCCUUCCAUCUUGUUCCUGGAUGAGCCCACCACCGGCUUAGACUCAAGCACAGCAAAUGCAGUCCUUCUGCUCCUGAAAAGAAUGUCUAAGCAGGGCCGAACCAUCAUCUUCUCCAUUCACCAGCCUCGGUAUUCCAUUUUCAAGUUGUUUGAUAGCCUCACCUUACUGGCCUCAGGAAAACUCAUGUUCCAUGGACCGGCUCAGCAGGCUUUGGAGUACUUCGCAUCAGCUGGUUACCGCUGUGAGCCCUACAACAACCCUGCGGACUUCUUCCUGGAUGUCAUCAAUGGAGACUCCUCUGCUGUGCUGUUAAGCAGAGAGGAAGAGGGCAGUGAAGCCAACAGGACUGAAGAGCCUUCUAAGAGAGAGAAGCCACUCAUAGACACGUUAGCCGAGUUUUAUACCAUGUCCUCCUUCUACAGAGAAACAAAAGCGGAACUAGACCAACUCGCAGGGGCUCAGAAAAAGAAGAGCAUGGCCUUUAAGGAGAUCACCUAUGUCACCUCCUUCUGUCAUCAGUUCUGCUGGAUCUUCAGGCGUUCAUUCAAAAAUUUACUGGGCAAUCCCCAGGCCUCCAUUGCUCAGAUAAUGGUCACAACUUUAUUGGGACUGGUCAUAGGUGCCAUUUACUUUGGGCUAAAAAAUGAUUCUACUGGAAUCCAGAAUAGAGCUGGGGUGCUCCUCUUCCUCACCACCAACCAGUGUUUUAGCAGCGUGUCUGCCGUGGAGCUCUUUGUAGUGGAGAAGAAGCUCUUUAUACACGAAUACAUCAGUGGAUACUACAGAGUGUCAUCUUAUUUCUUUGGAAAACUGUUUUCUGAUUUACUACCCAUGCGAUCGUUGCCGAGUAUUAUAUUUACUUGUAUAAUAUACUUCAUGUUAGGGUUGAAACCAACGGCAGAUGCUUUCUUCAUCAUGAUGUUUACCCUUACGAUGGUGGCGUAUUGCGCCAGUUCCAUGGCGCUGGCCAUAGCAGCAGGUCAGAGUGUGGUGUCUGUGGCCACGCUUCUCAUUAACAUCUCGUUCAUGUUCAUGAUGAUUUUCUCGGGCCUGUUGGUAAAUCUCACAACCAUUGCAUCUUGGCUGUCAUGGCUUCAGUACUUCAGCAUCCCUAAAUAUGGCUAUACCGCUUUGCAGUAUAAUGAAUUUUUGGGACAGAACUUCUGCCCAGGACUCAAUGUCACAGCAAACAUUCCCUCUGACUAUGCUAUAUGUACUGGCGAAGAGUAUCUGACCAAUCAGGGCAUCGAUCUCUCGCCUUGGAGCUUGUGGAAGAAUCACGUGGCUUUGGCUUGUAUGAUGGUCAUCUUCCUCACAAUCGCCUACCUAAAACUGUUAUUCCUUAAAAAAUAUUCAUGAAUUCCCCUUUAAUUUACCAUGAGUUGUCCUAACAUUAAAA
Messenger RNA from Lepus europaeus (European hare), 2023 nucleotides. Its product is annotated as broad substrate specificity ATP-binding cassette transporter ABCG2-like. The record is from RefSeq and is a predicted model, not a curated record. Bases 16 to 1983 code for a protein of 655 amino acids. The transcript is spliced from 15 exons. Gene Ontology annotation, cellular component: plasma membrane. Gene Ontology annotation, molecular function: ATP hydrolysis activity; ABC-type transporter activity; ATP binding. Lineage: Eukaryota; Metazoa; Chordata; Mammalia; Lagomorpha; Leporidae.